Molecule: messenger RNA, 956 nt
Organism: Exophiala viscosa
Lineage: Eukaryota; Fungi; Ascomycota; Eurotiomycetes; Chaetothyriales; Herpotrichiellaceae
Exons: 1
Coding region: 91-879 (262 amino acids)
Source: RefSeq, a predicted model, not a curated record
UGACGAUCCACAGACCUGCAAACGCGUAAAGCGGAAGUUGCUCAUCACAAGAAUAAGAAUCAAAAAAACCAAAACUCUCAAGACUAUCUUAUGGCAUCCACCAAAUCAGCAAUCCCACUUUUCAUAUUCCUCGCCAUUCUCCUCCUUCUACUGCCCUGUGCAGCAGUACAAUAUAUCUGGUAUCGGCGAUUGCGGAGGCGGCAGAUACAGGGGAAGUCCAGAUUCGAAACCACCGACUUCUCAACAUCAAUCGAACUCCAAAACAUGCGUCCACCGCCUCCAGCCGUUCCUGCCUUGCCAGCACGAUCGACAACACGCGCGAGACCAUUGCCACUGGUCUUCCGUGGAGUGGAUGGGAAGUUUAUCGUUGGAGCAACCGGCACAGCUCAGCCGGCAAUGACCGCUGGUGACGAGGGUCAAACGGUCGCAACCAGUGACAAGCAAAGUCGAAAGUCGAAGAGCGGGACCAGUAAAAGCAAGGUUCAAACAACAAUAACAAAUGAAGGCCAUGUCCGGACAACGAUAACAUAUAACGGCCAGGUCGUGGUGCAGAAGACGACCACAAACGAAGAAGCCUCGGCUCGAGACGUGCCCACCAGUGUCAAGAGUGGUCCUCAAGACUCGGUGCAACCAGUUGGUCUGCAGCACGCGAGCUUUGCAGAAGCCAAGCCAUUCUUCCUCCAACCUGCACCUGCGCCGAAGAGAAAGCAGAAGACCUCGACCACAGUGCUUGACGUGCCGAAACAGAAACCAUCACUUGAAGCUGCGCCGCGGGUGAAGAGUCAUGUGGCCAAACCUGAAGAGGCGGUCUUUUUUGAGCCUGAGGAUGGUGAUGUUGGAUAUGAUACUGAGGCACAGGUACCCAGAGGUUGGAUCUGAGGUUGGAGAGUGUUGAUAUCGUGGCCUGUCGCCACAAUAGUGGUCGUCAAAGUUGUCCGACUUGACUGAACAUUGAC